GGCGACCCCCGAGGAGCCUAGGGACGAGGGGCGAAUGCCCUUGGGGAGGAGAGAGGCGCGGCGAGGACGCGAGGCAUCACGCAAGCUGCGCGGUGCCUGGGACGCAGCAGAAAUGCUCAGCAUCGGGGGCAGAGAGGGAACGUGAAUGAAAGUGCACUCUGCCUCGGUGCAGGGGCUCCGGGGUCACCCAGGACAGUGAUUUCCCCUCCUAUCCUGUCCUCCCAAUUAACACCCGAGAGACUGCAGGUCGGCGCGAGAGGCUGUUUGCAUCUCGGCCCGGGCGUAGGUCGCCUAGCGACCUAACGCCGAGGGCUCGGGGAAGGGAUCCCAGGCAGAGCCAAAAUGGAAGGCGGGACAAGGGCAGCCUGGCUGGGGCGAGGGGCUGGUCUGGGUCCCCGGGGACCCCUUGGCCUGUGGGCUUCGGUCUCCAGGGAGGAGAAAGGCAGCCGGGCUGCGGGGCCGCCGUACUGUGGGGUCCUCCUGGUAGAGACACGGGAGGAGCAGUCGCCUGGGCUGUUGCGCUGCGCCUCCUCCAACUGCUGGGAAACUCCGCACUUCAGUAUUAGAGCAUCUCUUUCCUGGGCAGGUAGAAUUGGACAGCCGAAUGCUGCUAACCCCCAGUGGGCCAUAUAUUGGUACUAUAAAUUGAGUCUGUCAUUUGGAGAGACCAAUUUUGGGCAGGCAUCCAGGCAUUGUUCUGCAUCUCUGCAGUGUAUACGUGUUGUGCUGGUAGCCUGACAACCGUCCUUAACUGGUGGUGCCAAUAUGGUGGAAAGCAGGUAUUAUGCCUGUAUUGGGAUAAAUGUCUUAAUUCAUUAACAUAUUAUGACAACACGUAGUUACAGCAGACUUAGUCAUUCCCUCCCCCAGAAGUUUUCUCUGAGGUCAGUUUAGUUGGUAUUUUGCCAAAGGCACACUCUUGCAUCUAUCUACAUUGGGAGGUAUUUCUCUUAUCUUAAUCUUUUUCUUAGGAAGAAGAAAUAAAUGUCUUCUCUCUAAGACAUCACUGUCAAGAACACUGAAAGAAGAACCCAUUAAUGUAGGGAACGUUGAGAACUGGAACAGGCUGUAGGGCAUCUUUCCUACACUUCAGGUUAUAACUUCCAUUGCAUCACCACCAUUUACCGGUAAACCAGCACACACAGCAAUCAGUACUCGAAAUGGU
Chlorocebus sabaeus (green monkey) is the source of this 1165-nucleotide messenger RNA. The record is from RefSeq and is a predicted model, not a curated record. Lineage: Eukaryota; Metazoa; Chordata; Mammalia; Primates; Cercopithecidae.